UGGCUUGUGGCAUCUCGUGUGGAUGUCAGUUGUCAUAAACUUUCUCGAAAGUUUGAUAAAUGCGGAGACAGAUUUUGAGAUGUAAAAUGGUACAGAUGCCUCAAAGGAGAAAUGGUUCACAGACUGAAAGAUGGACAAGACUAUAAAGAUUCACUUCAAGUCGUGUAUUAUCCUGUUUCUUGGGAUGGCCUGUACAGUUUUGUAUCUCUGGUUGUCCCUGAAACAGAUGGUUCCAUCUAUACUUCAUGUCCCUGUUGUAAGAAAGAUUUGGGAUACUGAAUACUCAAAAUGUGUUCUGCACCAGGAAACAGAGAUCCAUUCACCACUCUAUAUCAACUUCUCACUGCAUGGUCGUCUUGGUAACUGGAUGUUUGCGUAUGCAUCAUUAAUUGGAAUCGCUAUGAGAAAUAAUCGUCAACCAUUCAUUUCUAAAUAUAGUAGUCUCUCCUCAAUUUUCAAGUUACAACAUACAUUGUCAUGGCAACCAGUAUGUCUGGAUGACUUUACAGAACAAUACCCUUGUAAAUAUGAUUAUCACACAGAAAAUCUCCCUAGAAUAAACCUGACACUUAAGCAGUAUUUUCAGUCCUGGAAAUACUUUGAAGGCUAUGAAUCAGAAGUUCGGAAAGAAUUUACAUUUUGGCCAAAUAUAUAUUCUAAAGCAAGGACAAUUUUUCUUAACUACACAGAGAAUAUCUCCAACACAUCAAUCUAUGUAAGUGUUCAUGUUCGACGAACUGAUAUGAUGAUACCAAGUUCUACAAAACUUGGAUUUAAAUCAGCGCCAUUAGAGUAUAUUAACAAUGCCAUGAGUUACAUGCGCAAAAAAUUUGUGGGUAAAACUAUAAAGUUUCUGGUUGUAUCGGAUGAUUACCUUUGGUGUUCUAAGCAUUUAAGGGAACCUGACACUGUUAUUAUUCCGCAGAACCAUCAAUUUGUAGAUAUUGCAAUUUUGAGCAUGUGCAACCAUUCCAUCAUUACCACAGGGACAUAUGGAUGGUGGGGUGCAUGGCUGGCAGGUGGACAUACUGUGUACUACAGAAAUUUCCCAGAACCUGGUACUCGUCUUGAUAAGGAUCUAGAUCCAGCUGAUUUUUACCUUCCAGAUUGGGUUGCCAUGGAUACAGGAACUCAAAAAAAUUGUAACCAGGAUCUCAUGAUCUCAAUAGUGUUAAUAUCUUUGUUAUUUCUGGUAUUGUAAUGCCAAAUUCAUUAUUUUAUAGUUGUUUAACACAUUCAUCAAAGUGACUUUACGUCAUCUUAACAAAAUAGUCAUGUAAAUGAAGCUUUCAGAAAUUUUUUAUUGAACGAGGACAUUGCAUUGCUGACCAAAUUCUACUAUUGGUUAGUAGCUUCUGAUCCAAUUUAUAUAUAUAUUCAAACCUUGUUAUCUUGAAAUUGACGGGACCAUAAAAAAAAAUUGAGAUAACUGAGUAUAGGAUUUAAGUGAGUUUGAAUGUUUUGUGUAAAGUAAGGCAGGGGCUGAUAAAAUAUUUCAAAUUAAACAGGGUCUUCAAGUAAUGCAAGUUUGAGAUAACGGGGUUUGAUUGUAUUGUCAAACUUGUUUAUAAAUGCCACUUAAGCAGACAAAAUGGCCUUUAGAUUCAGUUACCAUGGAUUAUAUCACAGGUACACUGGGAACGAAAACAAGAGGUCUUUAUAUAAAGGUGAUCUUUAAUAUAGGCUCGACAUUAGAGAGGUACAACUCUAUACAAGUAUAACAUAAGAAACUUGAUUUACCAAACAAAAGUUCAUGUUGUAGAAGUUGAGAGUACUAGCCUUGUCUUGCGGUACAGUGAACCUCAGUUGGGACAGGGUGCUUUUCAUUACUCUUUACAAUGAUAAGUUUAACGUCAGAAAUGUAAAGAUGCUAUUGUUUUCCUGACACUAACUUUGUUAUGUUAGUCAAUGUUUUAUUUUGGAACAGAACAGACAAAAACACAUUCUGACAGAGUCAAAGAGGCGUGCUUUAUGCUGGGUCAGUUAAUUGUGUGACAGUAAUUUAUAUUAUAUAGCCAUACUGUAUACUAUAAAGCCAUACUAUAUACUAUAUAGUCAUACUGUAUACUAUAUAGCCACACUGUAUACUAUAUAGUCAUACUGUAUACUAUAUAGCCAUACUGUAUACUAUAUAGCCAUACU
This is a messenger RNA of Ylistrum balloti, 2142 nucleotides long. Its product is annotated as galactoside 2-alpha-L-fucosyltransferase SEC1-like. The transcript has 2 exons. The record is from RefSeq and is a predicted model, not a curated record. Bases 131 to 1201 code for a protein of 356 amino acids. Gene Ontology annotation, cellular component: membrane. NCBI's taxonomy places the organism in Eukaryota, Metazoa, Mollusca, Bivalvia, Pectinida, Pectinidae. Gene Ontology annotation, molecular function: galactoside 2-alpha-L-fucosyltransferase activity. Gene Ontology annotation, biological process: carbohydrate metabolic process.